UACCUAUCUUACAUUAUUACUUACAGGUGAAAACAUUGAAAAAUACCUCCUCUACUGUUUAACUUCUUUACAUUAAUAUUUACACCCUUCCAUUCCCUACCUGAUAAAAGGAGAGGUCUCUUGGACACAAGAAGAGAAAUAAUCAUUUAGGUUUGGUUGGUUUUCUUUUCUUUUGUUUUUCUAUUCUAUUAUCUUGGAAUAUAUAUUAUUAAGGGCGAGGAGGGAAAAAAAGAAAAGAAGGAAUUUCGUUUGAAUGUUAUGGAUUCAGAAUGCAGUAGCGGCUGUGAGUCUGGAUGGACUCUAUACUUAGAACAAUCUUUUCUUUCAAAUAAAAAGGGAAGUGGGUUUCUCAGGAAAAGUAGUAAUUUUGGCUAUACACUUAGAGACAAAGCUGGAAUCGAACAAGUGAAUGAAGAAAUAGAUGAAGAAGAAGAAGACCUUUCUAUGGUUUCCGAUGCUUCUUCUGGGCCUCCUCACUAUUUCCAUCAUCACGGUCAAGAUCAACAAGUAGACUACUCCAAUACUAAUGAAGAUAAACUAUGCUUUUUCAACACUAGUAAGGACAAUGUUAAUAAGUUUAUGUCGAAGACUAGUACUAGUACUAGUAAUCGUAAAAGGGGUACUCACAAAAUCGAAGGACGACGAUUGAGGGAAUCAAUAUCAUGUGGUGGAGAUACUUUCUUAGAUGACACUGCUAGCUCUCCUCUCUUCAACUUCUCCAAUAUCGAGGACUUACCUCGGCAGACCAAUAAUCAAACUGGCUCAACGGAGAGUGUCUUGGAUUAUUCACAAGGGUUCUCAGCUACUCAUUUUGAGGAAAGGCCUGCAUUCCAAGAUUCCUUUGGAUUCUUACAACAGUCUUCUUUAUCUGGAAACCAACAUCACGAAAUGAGUGGUCGUUUGAAGGGAAGGAGGUGGAAAUAAUUAGAUUGGAGAUGAUAAUACAACUUUUUUUUUCUUUCUUUCAUAUGGCUUUUUCCUGCAACAGGAGCUACUGAGUUGCUAUCUACUAAUGGUUCAAACUACACAUUUUAUUAGGUUGCCAAAUUAGAAUAUUAAAUUGGAUGUCAAUAUAUAAGUGAUAUCCUUUUUUUUUUUAAUUUGAAUUAAUUUUUAUUUAUUUAUUUUAUUUUGCCUGUUGUCAAUGAAGUGGGAAACAACCUGAGUGAAAUAAGUUUGGGAAUUAAUAUCAUUGUUUCCAGAAUUUAAUUUCAUUGUCAAUGAAUA
This is a messenger RNA of Humulus lupulus (European hop), 1227 nucleotides long. RefSeq names its product protein SOB FIVE-LIKE 5. The transcript is spliced from 4 exons. The record is from RefSeq and is a predicted model, not a curated record. Bases 259 to 924 code for a protein of 221 amino acids. Gene Ontology annotation, biological process: cytokinin biosynthetic process. NCBI's taxonomy places the organism in Eukaryota, Viridiplantae, Streptophyta, Magnoliopsida, Rosales, Cannabaceae.